AAAGUUGCUGAACAACUACUCAACGAGCAAGCUGAUGCUUUCGCCCAGAGUGAUGAUGACGUAGGAAGUAUACCAAACCUUCAACUGAAAAUCCACCUGAACGACAAAACCCCAGUUCAAAAGAACUAUGUUGCUGUCCCUCGACCAUUGUAUCCCGAGGUGAAAGCUUAUGUCGAAGAUCUGUUAAACAGGAAGUUCAUUCGGAGAUCAAAUUCGUCAUACACGGUUCCCCUGAAGUGGGCGUUCGAAAUAAGGAUCAAAGUUUACGAUUGUGCGUCGACUAUCGCGAGCUCAACCGAAAAUCAGGGGUAG
Messenger RNA from Paramuricea clavata, 312 nucleotides. NCBI's taxonomy places the organism in Eukaryota, Metazoa, Cnidaria, Anthozoa, Malacalcyonacea, Plexauridae. The record is from the annotation of a GenBank genome assembly.